Molecule: messenger RNA, 363 nt
Organism: Leishmania mexicana MHOM/GT/2001/U1103
Lineage: Eukaryota; Euglenozoa; Kinetoplastea; Trypanosomatida; Trypanosomatidae
Exons: 1
Coding region: 1-363 (120 amino acids)
Cellular component (GO): cytoplasm
Molecular function (GO): gluconokinase activity
Source: RefSeq, a predicted model, not a curated record
AUGCCGUGCCAGGGCCGCGCUACGGUGUCAGUGGUGCUCGCCUGCUCCGCACUGCGUUGUUGUUACCGUGACGUACUACGGGGAAUGGACCACUGCAAGAAUGCCAAGGCGACCGCCGAUACGCUGCAGCGCACGGACGUUUUUUUCCUGCUGCUCAGUGGAGACGUGAAGCUGAUCGAGGAGCGGCUGCAGGCGCGCCAGGGACACUUCAUGUCUACCUCUCUUCAUAGAUCGCAGAUGGCCACACUGGAGGCACUGCAGCCAACGGAGCUGGGUGCUACAGUUGACUUGGCUGACCCGCCACUGCUGAUCGCCACGAAGGCAGCCGAGCUGAUUCGAACCGCCACCACGUCGUCCCUCUGA